CGCACUGGCUCUUUCCGUUUAGCGUUUUUAGAGAAGCGUCUGCAAGCAGUUGCCGACUUAAUUUUGUAAUGAUUUGCUGAUAGUUUAAAAGGUUUUAAUCCAAACAUGGCGCUUUCAAUGGAAACUCAGCUGCAGAGCAUCUUUGAAGAUGUGGUGAAAACAGAAAUGAUAGAAGAGGCAUUUGCAGGGAUGUUUAUGAACACACCCGAGGAUGAGAGGACGAAGCUGAUCAGCUGUUUAGGAGCAUUCAGACAGUACUGGGGAACACUGCCACAGGAGUCACAUGAUCAAUGCAUACAGUGGAUAGUUCGCUUUAUUCACAGUAGGCACAGCCCAAGAAGAAUCUCCUUCCUCUAUGACUGUCUUGCUAUGGCUGUGGAGACCAGCCUGUUGCCACCAAGGAUUGUGUGUGUUGCUUUAAUAAACUCAGACAGUUUGGAGUGGGAAAGGACUCAGUUGUGGGCAUUAACUUUUAGACUGAUCCGCAAGAUUAUUGGAGGGGUGGACUACAAGGGAGUCCGGGAUCUUUUAAAGCCUGUCUUGGAUAAAAUACAGACCAUUCCUACCACUGUCAGUUCUGCUAUAGUCCCACAGCUUUUGGCUGCAAGAGAGGUAGUGGAGUAUAUUUUGGACAGAAAUGCCUGUCUGCUGCCUGCUUACUUUGCCAUUACAGAAAUCAGAAAACUGUAUCCAGAGGGACAGUUGUCACACUGGUUACUUGGCAGCUUGAUAUCUGACUUUGUGGACAGUUUCAGACCCACAGCCAGAAUAAACUCCAUCUGUGGGCGAUGUAGUCUUUUACCAGUGGUAAAUAACAGCGGGGCCAUCUGUAACUCCUGGAAGUUGGACCCGACAACUCUUCACUUUCCACUGAAAGGAAUGCUGCCUUAUGACAAGGACCUGUUUGAGCCACAGACUGCUUUACUGCGCUAUGUGCUAGAACAGCCAUACUCCAGAGAGAUGGUGUGCAAUAUGUUGGGACUGAAUAAGCAGCAUAAACAACGAUGCCCAGUGUUAGAGGAGCAGCUGGUGGAUUUGGUGGUGUAUGCCAUGGAGCGCUCCGAAAAUGAGGAGCACUUUGAUGCUGAUGUCGGAGGAACAAGUCAACUGCUGUGGCAGCACCUCUCCUCCCAGCUCAUCUUUUUCGUGCUGUUUCAGUUUGCCAGCUUCCCACACAUGGUGCUGUCACUGCAUCAAAAGCUUGCAGGAAGAGGUCUCAUCAAGGGUAGAGAUCAUCUGAUGUGGGUACUUUUACAGUUCAUAUCAGGAAGUAUUCAAAAGAACGCCCUGGCCGACUUCCUGCCUGUGAUGAAGCUGUUCGACCUGCUCUACCCAGAAAAAGAGUGCAUCCCAGUUCCUGACAUCAACAAACCGCAGUCAACUCAUUCCUUUGCCAUGACCUGCAUCUGGAUCCACCUUAACCGCAAAGCUCAGAAUGACAAUUCCAAACUCCAGAUACCCAUACCACACUCUCUGAAGCUACACCACGAGUUUCUCCAGCAGUCGCUGCGUAACAAGACUCUGGGCAUGUCUGACUACAAGAUCGCACUUCUGUGCAAUGCUUACAGCACAAACUCUGAGUGCUUCACUCUGCCAAUGGGUGUUCUAGUGGAGACCAUCUACGGCAACGGAUCUAUGAGGAUCAACCUGCCUGGCACCAACUGCAUGGCAUCAGGAUCCAUCACCCCACUGCCCAUGAACCUGCUGGAUUCUCUCACUGUACACGCAAAAAUGAGUCUGAUCCACAGCAUCGCCACACGAGUCAUCAAGUUGGCUCAUGCCAAAUCCAGCCAUGCUCUGGCACCUGCACUGGUGGAAACUUACAGCAGACUGUUGGUCUACAUGGAGAUUGAGUCACUGGGCAUCAAAGGGUUCAUAAGCCAGUUGUUGCCCAAUGUAUUUAAGUGUCAUGCCUGGGGAAUCCUUCACACUCUCCUAGAGAUGUUCAGCUACAGAAUGCACCACAUCCAGCCACACUACAGAGUCCAGCUGCUCAGUCACCUGCACAGUCUGGCUGCAGUGUCACAGACCAACCAGAAUCAGCUGCAUCUAUGUGUCGAGAGCACUGCUCUGCGUCUGAUCACAGCACUUGGCAGCUCAGAAGUACAACCACAGUUCACCCGCUUCCUUAAUGACCCCAAGACAGUUCUGUCAGCUGAGUCUGAGGAACUGAACCGGGCCUUGAUCCUCACGCUGGCCAGAGCCACGCACGUCACUGAUUUUUUCACUGGGUCUGACUCCAUCCACGGCACGUGGUGUAAAGACAUUCUCCAGACCAUCAUGACAUUCACACCACAUAAUUGGGCCUCACACACUCUGUCCUGCUUUCCCGCUCCACUGCAGGCCUUCUUCAAGCAGAACAAUGUUCCACAGGAGUCUCGUUUUAACCUGAAGAAGAACGUGGAGGAGGAGUACAGGAAGUGGAAAUCCAUGGCCAAUGAGAAUGACAUCAUCACUCACUUCUCCAUGCAAGGCUCCCCUCCACUCUUCCUGUGCCUGCUGUGGAAGAUGCUGCUGGAGACGGAUCACAUCAACCAGAUAGGCUUCAGGGUUUUGGAGGGAAUAGGGGCUCGUGCACUUGUGGCCCACGUGCGUACAUUUGCAGACUUCCUCGUCUAUGAGUUCUCAACCUCAGCCGGUGGACAGCAGCUCAACAAGUGCAUUGAAAUCCUCAAUGACAUGGUCUGGAAGUACAACAUAGUGACUCUGGACAGACUCAUUCUGUGUUUGGCCAUGCGUAGCCAUGAGGGCAAUGAGGCUCAGGUUUGUUACUUCAUAAUUCAGCUGCUGCUGCUGAAACCAAACGACUUCAGGAACAGAGUAAACGAUUUCGUCAAGGAGAACUCUCCUGAGCACUGGCUGCAGAGUGACUGGCACACCAAGCACAUGAACUACCACAAGAAAUACCCAGAGAAGUUGUACUUUGAGGGUCUCGCAGACCAAGUCAACCCUCCCAUGCAGCUUCAGCCUCAGUACAUGCCAAUCUACUUUGGCAACGUGUGCCUACGUUUCCUGCCUGUCUUUGACAUCGUUAUCCAUCGAUUCCUGGAGCUUCUUCCUGUGUCCAAGUCUCUGGAAACGCUGCUGGACCAUCUGGGAGGGUUGUAUAAGUUCCACGACCGACCAGUCACAUAUUUGUACAACACACUGCACUACUAUGAACGACACCUGAGAGACAGAACCAACCUGAAGAGAAAACUAGUUCAUGCCAUCAUGUCUUCUUUAAAGGAUAAUCGUAGUCCAGGCUGGUGCCUCAGUGAGACCUAUCUGAAGUUUGGUAUGAACCCCAGAGAGGACAACGUGUGGAUCCCCGAUGACACCUACUACUGCAAGCUCAUUGGACGCCUCGUGGACACCAUGGCGGGGAAAUCUCCUGGUCCUUUUCCAACAUGUGACUGGAGGUUCAACGAGUUCCCUAACCCAGCAGCCCACGCUCUGCACGUCACCUGCGUGGAGCUGAUGGCUUUAGCCGUGCCAGGAAAAGACGUGGGCAACGCUCUGCUCAAUGUUGUGCUGAAGAGCCAACCUUUGGUUCCCAGAGAGAACAUUACAGCCUGGAUGAACGCCAUUGGACUUGUGAUCACUGCACUUCCAGAGCCUUACUGGAUCGUUCUGCACGACCGCAUUGUCUCCGUGCUAGGUUCUCCAGCUCUGACAUCAGAGACGGAGUGGGCGGGUUAUCCCUUUGCUCUGCUGGAUUUUACAGCCUGCCACCAGAGCUACAGUGAGAUGAACUGCAGUUACGUCUUGGCGCUGGCACACGCCAUCUGGCAUCACUCAUCCAUCGGGCAGAUGUCACUGAUUCCUAAAUUCCUGUCAGAGACUCUGAAGCCCAUCGUUCAGACAGAGUUUCAGUUACUCUACGUGUAUCACCUGGUGGGACCGUUUCUGCAACGCUUCCAGCAGGAAAGGACAAGAUGCAUGUUGGAGAUUGGUGUUGCCUUCUAUGAGAUGCUCCAGGCUGUUGACCAACAUUGUCAACAUCUCAGCUACAUGGACCCAAUCUGUGACUUUCUCUAUCACAUCAAAUACAUGUACACUGGGGACAGUGUGAAGGAGCAGGUUGAAAAAAUCAUCAUGACACUUCGUCCAGCCAUGAAGCUUCGUCUGCGCUUCAUCACACACAGCAGCCUCAUCGAGACUUCAGCCACAGCCUCAGCCGCGGCCUCCUCAUCCACAGCUUCAUCCUCCUCCUGCUCCUCCACGCCACAGCCUCCGCCCGCCUCCCUCUCAUCGUCCUCCUCUGCUGUUGCUGUUGCUGCAGCUGCAGCUGCUGCCGCUGCUGCUGCUGCUGCUGCUGCCGCUGCGGCUGCUUCACCCUCCUCCACACAACACACACACACGCCCAUGUAGACGUACUGCAAACAUUUUUGGUUUUAAAACAAGGAUCUUGGGAGGCUGCUUGUUUGUCUGUAUCAUUCAAGUUAGGUCAACUUAGAAAAAUGUUAAAAUGGAAAUUAAAAAAAAAAGAUUUGCUCAUUAAAAUGAUUUUGAAAUGGGAAGAGUUGUUGUACAAAAUAAUUAGAAUCAUUUUUAGGAAACAAGACUAAGAAAUACUGUAUGUUUCUUGGUCGUUUUUUAUAUUUCUGUUUGUAGUCAUAUUUAUAUUGUAUGUUAUUAUUAAAAUAAAAGAAAUUGAAUAUCAAUAUGUCAA
Molecule: messenger RNA, 4654 nt
Organism: Cynoglossus semilaevis (tongue sole)
Lineage: Eukaryota; Metazoa; Chordata; Actinopteri; Pleuronectiformes; Cynoglossidae
Gene: med23
Product: mediator complex subunit 23
Exons: 30
Coding region: 106-4353 (1415 amino acids)
Biological process (GO): regulation of transcription by RNA polymerase II; positive regulation of gene expression
Cellular component (GO): mediator complex; transcription regulator complex
Source: RefSeq, a predicted model, not a curated record